AUCUAAUGGUUUCUUGAAAAGUUCUCAUUAUCAAGUAACGCAAUCUUGAAAACAGGAAUCAAAUUUCUUUGUCCGUGUAGUUUUAGUUUUAAUACAGUUUCGAAGCUUCCUCCUGGAUUACUGAGUGCCCUUUACUUUUUCUUCUUCUUGAGUUACUGUGCUCGUGAUUUUCCUUCUUUGUUUCAUUUUGUAAAUUUUUUUUCCCUGGUCUUGUUAUUUUUGCCUUUUGGUUGCUGAGAAAAUGUGGGAAAGGAAAGGAAAAGGAAAAGGAAAAUUGAAGUAGAGCAAAUUUGAAGCCCAAGUUUUAACUUCCAAACUUGAGAAAGAAGGCUUUUUUUUUUUUUUUUUUUUUUAAAUUGAGAAAUUUCCGAUUUCAAAAAUUAUUGGUAUUUUGCGAUCAAAAUAAAAUGGCCUUAUGCUAUUUGCUUGCUUACAGAGACAGAUAUCAUAGAAAACCAGAAAUGAUCAUGUUCAAUGUCUUGUUCUUAAGUCACAAAUUUUUUUCUAUGUCGCCAAAUGGCCAGAAUCUGUAGUUGUUCGAUCCUUCCAUAUCAGCAUAUCAUAUCUCCGCAGAGAUUUUCUUUCCCUUUAUGUAAAAAUGAUAGCCUUCUUUUUCCUAUAAAUGCAUCUUUCUAAAUCCCUUGAAUCCCAAUCCUAAAUGACUUUGUCUUUUCAUUUCUCUCUUGAAAAUUGUUUCUCUGAUGAUUUUUCUCAAACUCUCUUACAUGGCUACCUUCUAUUUGUUUUAAAUGUUUUUUUGUAAAAUUUUCUCUUUUUUUCCCCCCUUUUUCUUUUGUUAAACUUGCAAUAUUCGAACUGUUGGGUUCUUUUUGUUUAAUUCUAAUUUUAUAUUGGUGGAGGCUUAGUGCAUAGAGCAUCAUUACUGUUCAGAUUUGUAUUCGAUUCUUAUAGUCCUUGUAUGCGUUUGUUUCCUGUAGAUUUGUAUUUGAUUCUCUUCAAACUGGUUCUAGUUGAAUGAAGUAUGUGUAAGGGCUUAUAUCUGAAGAAGUCCAAGACUCCAGCUCCAUCCUCUAUACUGAAGGCAGUUCUUUUAUUGUAGAAUAGAUAUGGAUAAUUCAAUUGGUACAGUUGAAGCAGAACAUUCAUUUUCUGUGUUGCUUGAGUAUGCAGCAGAUAAUGAUGUUGAGGGUUUCAAGCGAACGGUGUGUGAUGAAUCUGAGAUUAUGGAGGUUGGACUCUGGUAUGGUCAUCAGAGGGUGUUGAAAAGGGGAGUUCUUGAGCAUCGAACCCCUCUAAUGGUUGCUGCUAAAUACGGCAGUGUUGAAGUGUUGAAGCUCAUUCUUUCUCUACCAGAGGUGGAUGUAAAUUUCUCUUGUGGUCCAGAUCAAAGCACUGCCCUUCAUUGUGCUGCCUCUGGUGGAUCUGUUAAUGUUAUUGAUGCCAUCAAAUUGCUUUUACUUGCUGGUGCUGAUCCUAAUAGCACUGAUGCCAAUGGGCAUCGCCCUAUUGAUGUUCUUGUUGCUUCUCCAAAUUUUCCCUAUUUGAAAAUUGCCCUUGAAAAGCUCUUAAAGAAUGAUGGUUCUGCAAGUCAAUCGGAUCUGCAGGUUUCAACUAAUUGUUUGAGAUCUAGUUUGCCAUCCAUUUCAUUGUUAUCAGAAGAAGGUUCCUCAUUUUCUAUCUCAGGUUCAAUAAUGUCACCAAUUACAAGCAAGAUUAAUGAUGUGCAUAUUUCAUCUGCUAAGAAAGAAUACCAUGUUGAUCCGUCUGUUCCAGAUAUUACGAACAGCAUUUAUGCUACGGAUGAGUUCCGGAUGUUCUCGUUUAAGAUCCAGCCUUGUUCCCGUGCAUAUUCCCAUGACUGGACUGAGUGUCCUUUUGUUCAUCCAGGUGAGAAUGCACGCAGAAGAGACCCAAGGAGGUUCCAUUACAGCUGUGUGCCAUGUCCAGAUCACAGGAAAGGGGCAUGUAGGCGUGGAGAUUUGUGUGAAUUCUCUCAUGGGAUUUUUGAGUGCUGGCUUCACCCAGCCCAAUACAGAACUCGGCUUUGCAAGGAUGGCACUAGUUGCAUACGUCGGGUAUGCUUUUUUGCUCACACAUCUGAUGAAUUGAGGCCGCUGUACGCGUCUACUGGCGCUGCUGUGCCAUCUCCUCAAGCAGCUGCCGUGGAUUUCACUGCAGCGUUGAACCUUUUGUCUGGCUCCCCCUCAGCAGUUUCUGCCGUGUCACCCCUUUCAUUCACUCCACCUAUGUCUGCGUCUAGAAAUGACCUACGCUUGUCCAUGGCUUGGCCUCAGCAAAAUAUCUUGAAUUUGAAAAUCCUAAGCAACAACCUUCAAGCUAACCGCCUGAGAACUUCUCUUAAUGCAAGAGACAUUCCAUCUGAGGAGUUUAAUAGGAUCCAAGAUUUUGAAUUGCAGCAAUUACGACUCCUGAACGAGCUGUCCUGCAUUUCUCAGCCAUAUCACAACUCUUCCUCAGCAAAUUUGAAACAGUUGAAUGCUUCAGUUCUUGACAGGCUUUUGUCUUAUGAGGUUUCAUCUCCGCAGAACAUUUAUCAACUGGGCGCUGCACCUGUUUUCUUCCCUUCAUACAAACCUGCUGUUCUUAAUGAAUUCCAGCAGCAAAGCAUGCUUUCUCCAAUUAAGACAGGUGUCUUUUCUCCAAAGAAUGUUGAUUAUUCUCCUUUUCAGGCUUCUUUUGAUUGUUCCUCACCAAUGAAGAUGUUACCUCAGCUCAAUGAGCCUAAAUCCCCACUGAGCUCCCAGCUGCCUACUCUUGCUCGCAGCGAAAAGCUGCAAUUACAGUUAGGCAGCUUAAGCUCACAGGAAAUUGGUUCUAACCUCACAUAUAAUGGUGUGAAUGUAGAUUGGUCCAUUAGAGAAGAUGAAGUGGGUCUGUUACAGAAAUUAUAUUCAAAUGGGAAUUGUGGUGAGGAGCCUGAUGUGUCCUGGGUUCAAUCAGUGUUGAAGGACUCACCAUCUGAGACAGAAGAAAAAGCUAUUUCAGUCUCGGGUUCUCUUGACGAUUCUAGUUCAAAUCCCCAGAGUGAAUCCAGUGAUCAUGUAGCUUUCCAAGCAUGGCUCGAGGGAUUAAAGCUUGAUCAAAUCGUUGCGUAGUGAAAAUAAAUAUAUUUCGACCAAGCUUCAGGUAGUUGAAAUUGAGUGUUAACAAUGUAGUGGGAACAAUGCAAGGUCAAAGGCGGACAAAAUUCUGAGAAAUUAUUUUCCCCAUUUUUUUUAAAAAUUAGUUACAGAACCUAUAAAAAGGGGUUAAAAGCCUCUUGUGGGGAUAUUGCAAAGAUCAAGCCCCAUUUAGGUAUUAUUCACCAUAAUUUUUCAUUAUUUAUUGUAAAUAAUAGUUGAUCAAUCUUAUUAUUAUCUUUAUUCA
This is a messenger RNA of Hevea brasiliensis (rubber tree), 3348 nucleotides long. Its product is annotated as zinc finger CCCH domain-containing protein 56-like. Gene Ontology annotation, molecular function: metal ion binding; protein binding. Bases 1068 to 3077 code for a protein of 669 amino acids. NCBI's taxonomy places the organism in Eukaryota, Viridiplantae, Streptophyta, Magnoliopsida, Malpighiales, Euphorbiaceae. The transcript has a single exon. The record is from RefSeq and is a predicted model, not a curated record.